GUAAUGUGUCAAGUUCCAAUCCCAGUCCCCAAGAUUCUGAUAUCCCUGACUCCAGUGGUGGAAACUUCCAAAGCUUUGGUCGUGGCAGCUAUUCUCGUGGCAGAAACAAUAGAGGAGGAAGGUUCAGAGGACGCGGUGGCCGCAACGGCUAUAGAAACUCUGUGCAAUGUCAGAUAUGCUAUAAACCAGGUCAUGAUGCUAGCUAUUGCUACUACAGACAUUCUCAAGACUCUUAUGGUGUCUAUCCUCCUUAUGGUGCUCCUGUCUCCUUUGGAAAUUUUAGCUUCAGUCAACCAAAUGUGUGGACUCAACCUGGUUUUAGGGCUCCAAGUUCUUCAGCUGUGAAUCAAGCUAGAUCUAUGGCGCCUGUCAUGGCAUCUCAGUACUCUGGUGCAAGGCCUCAGGCACUGAUUGCUGGCACUGACUAUUCUCCGUUCUACAACCAGGCGUGGUUCACAUUGGCAAUGGCCAAGGGUACUUCUAAAGUGCUUUUGAGUGGUUCCCUUGGGAGUGAUGGUCUUUAUAAGUUCAACUGCACUCCUCCUCCUAGUUUCCUCUCAAGUCCUCAGCAACCUUCUUUCAGCAGCAUUAAUCCUGAUCCUGGUUCACCUGUUUCUCCCUCCCAGUCUGCUUCUACUUCUCCACAUUCUGUUCAUCCUGAGACAUCUUCUGCUGACUCUUCAGCCGUGUCUCCUCAAGUUGAUAUUGAGUCCUCCUCAGUAGGCAUUAGCAACAGCAUAAUCUCUUCUCCAUUUACUGAACACUCCUCCCCUGCUACCUCUGUUCAUCCUCUUAACACUCAUCCCAUGUCAACAAAGUGUGCCAAUUUCUCUCAAACCCUCUUGAGGAUCAUUGGAAAGCUGUUAAGCGCAUUCUCAGACUGA
Messenger RNA from Vicia faba (fava bean), 884 nucleotides. The record is from the annotation of a GenBank genome assembly. Lineage: Eukaryota; Viridiplantae; Streptophyta; Magnoliopsida; Fabales; Fabaceae.